This is a messenger RNA of Aspergillus wentii DTO 134E9, 4176 nucleotides long. RefSeq lists its product as uncharacterized. Gene Ontology annotation, molecular function: oxidoreductase activity, acting on paired donors, with incorporation or reduction of molecular oxygen; monooxygenase activity; iron ion binding. The record is from RefSeq and is a predicted model, not a curated record. The transcript is spliced from 6 exons. Lineage: Eukaryota; Fungi; Ascomycota; Eurotiomycetes; Eurotiales; Aspergillaceae. Gene Ontology annotation, cellular component: mitochondrial inner membrane. Bases 1 to 4176 code for a protein of 1391 amino acids.
AUGAUGCGAACUGUACUCUCGAGAGUGGCAUUUGGGAAUCGCCAGACCCCGGGGCGCUUGAAAGCUCCUACGAUUCUCACAGCAACUGGCUUUGGUCUUAAGCCUAUUCUACUGGAAGCGUCUGUUGCGGGCAUACGACGAGCUUCUUCUAUUGAAACAGGACACAUUUAUUUAGAGAAGAACGAGGGGUUGAUUUUCAUAAAUAAUAUUUUCCCCCGCAAAUUACAAUGGCUGCUACAGGGACCUCUCAGUGGAAGUCGAUCAUAUGGUCGAUCAUAUGAGAAGGCAUUGAAACGAAUCGAUAGACCACAUCUCGCAGCAUCUGAUCCUUUGCACAUAAUAGAGCGAGUCUUACCGCAAGAGCUAAAUCUUGACAUCAAAGCAGUUGUCCCUCGGUUCGAAGAAGGAGGCGCGUUUGUGAAGUACUCUCAUAAACCUGGUGUCACUGAUAGCGAGAUUGAAGAUGCCAUCAAUAAUUAUUUGGAAAAGAGUCCGAUCAGACCUUGGUUCAAUCCGUUCCAGAAAAUCGAUGUUGCUUGUGUCCAUGGAAGACCUUGGAUAGAGGACCUUUAUCGCAUCCCGAGUCUGAGAGUGAGGGUUGAGUUUCUGCCGUCUGAAGCGGAUACCUCAGCUACCGAAUUGAGCACCGAGGCCCUGUAUUCCCUGCUUCGUAGGUAUGGCAAGUUGCAGGAAAUCGAGCGGCAAGCGUCGGAUUCACGAACCAUGCCGAGAUAUGCCUUGGUGGAAUUUUCUCGACUUAAAUACGCUAUCAUGGCAAGAAAUUGCAUGCACGGAUUCAUUGUGUCUGAAAAGGAAGGCGGGGGGAAGUCUGGAACAAAGCUGAAGAUAAAGUACGAAAGGAAGAUCAAAAUGUCUAUGAUCAAGGACUGGAUCCUCAACCAUCCCCGGAUAGUGAUUCCCGCGCUCGCCGCCAUUGUGGCGGCAAUCACAGUGACAAUCUUUGAUCCAAUUCGCACGUUUUUCAUCGAGAUGAAAAUCAAGGCAACACUUCAGACAGGGGAAAACGGUAUUCUGCAAUGGAUCCGGAAACAGGUCAGCAAAGCGAACAUCAUUUAUUUUGGACACCAGGGGGCCGAUCCGCGCGGCAUUACAGCUAUAUGGGAAGACCGCAAAAGCGAUAUCGCCCAGUUGCAAUCCUGGUUGGAUGAAAACGUUGAGACCUUCAUCGUUGUCCAUGGCCCACGCGGCUCCGGGAAGCGAGAGCUUGUGCUGGACCAGGCCCUCAAGAACCACAAAUAUAAAGUGGUGAUUGAUUGUAAACAAAUACAAGAUGCCCGAGGAGACACUGCAAAGAUCGCAAGAGCGGCAAAUCAAGUUGGGUACCGUCCCGUUUUUUCGUGGAUGAAUAGCAUUAGCAGUCUUAUCGACCUAGCUGCACAGGGCAUGAUCGGAACCAAAGCAGGAUUUUCGGAGACAUUGGACGCACAGCUCAGCAACAUCUGGCAGAACACUGCUACGGCAUUGAAAAGAAUAGCGUUGGAGGGUCGAACAAAGAUGGAUAAGGAUGCGCAUCUUCCCGAUGAAGAAUAUCUUGAGGCGCACCCCGAAAAGCGCCCAGUGGUGGUCAUUGAUCACUUUCUGCAUAAUGCUGCGGAGACCAGUGUAGUGUACGAUAAGAUCACCGAAUGGGCCGCUGGAUUGACAACUGGGAAUAUCGCCCAUGUGAUAUUUCUGACGACGGAUGUCUCCUUCGCCAAACCACUCAGCAAGGCCUUACCAAAUCAAGUUUUCCGAACGAUCUCCUUGGGCGACUGCUCGCUUGAAGUUGGAAGAAGGUAUGUUCUGAACCAUUUGGCCUAUGAGGCGAGAAAUGAAGGCAGAGAGCCAAAGCGUGCCGAAGAAUUGGAGGACCUGGGCGCUUGCAUCCAAGUUUUGGGAGGCCGGGUGACGGAUCUCGAGUUCAUGGCCCAUCGAAUUGAAGCGGGAGAAACUCCUUGGGGUGCCGUGAAUCGCAUCAUCGAACAAUCGGCCUCUGAGAUCAUGAAGAUGUUCAUCUUGGGUACUGACUCCGUGAUUCCACACUGGACUCGCGAACAAGUCUGGCAUUUAAUCAAAUCUCUCGCCAACACUGAAGAUGGGAUUCUGCCGUAUAAUCAAGUUCUCCUUUCUGACCUAUUCAAGACGAAUGGCGAGGCUACCCUUCGGGCCCUCGAACAGGCUGAACUUAUCUCGAUCGGCGCUGUCAAUGGGUUCCCUCACACGGUCAAACCUGGUAAGCCAGUAUAUCACGCUGUCUUCAAGAGAUUGGCCGAGAACAAGGCUUUGACCAGCCGACUCGACCUUGCAAUCUUGUCGCAGCUGAUUAACAAUGAGAACAAGAAUAUCGGCAAGUUUGAGGAGGAGCUUCAGAUACUCGGAUCUUUACCCAAGCAGCCAUGGGAGAUUAGACCAAGAAUCCACUGGCUAUUGCAAAAGGUGCACAAAUCACAGAACAAAAUCGACCGAUGCGAGCAGGAGAGUGCAAUGUUACAGAAGAUCUUGCGGAGAAUCAAUCCAAAUUUUAUCUGGCCAACUCUUGUUGCUAUCCUUGUUGUUGUCUGCGUCGUCACGCGCAUCACCACCGGCUUCCAAAGUCGCCGUGGUAAGAUAGACACCGAGGGACCGCGAGAUGUAAAAAUGAUUCCAUACUGGGUACCCCGGCUGGGAAAUAGUAUAUCCUUUGCUUGGGACCAUUUGAGUCUGCUUGAAAGAGCUAGGGAAUCUAUGAAGGAGCCUGUCUUUGGCAUCAGCCUGGAUGGAAAGAAGUACAACGUGGUUCUGGCACCUUCGAUGGGAAAAUCGGUGCUUUCUUUCCGUGGCACAUCCAGUACAGCUCUAAUCAAUUAUGUCUUGGAGAAAGUCUUUGGUGACCGGGGCCCAAUUCGCAACUUGAGCCCUGAUGACCACCAUGUCCUUCAUCACAACGAUGCCAACCUUUUCAUGAGAGAGCCAUUUCUUGCAGACUCUUCUGCCAAGGCCGUUCGUAUCAUUGAACGGGAGGCUACCAAUCUUGUAACAUUUUCCCAGAGUAUCGUUGAUCAGACUCAAUGGGAGCGUGGCAGCCAGGUCACUGUGGGCGAUGAACGCGACCAGUCCUUUUGCGAGGCAAAUCUUUUUGCUCUUGUAAGAGGAUUUGUAGGAAACGUCACUACAAAUGUUCUCAUGGGCCAAGCACUCCUUGAAGCCUUUCCUUAUCUGCUUGAGGAUGUUUGGAGCCUCGAUAACCAAUUCACCAGGAUGUCGAUGGGGGUGCCACGCUGGCUUUUACCGGGAUUGUCACCCGCACAUAUGGCACGUGAUCGACUUCUCCAUAUCCUUGCGGUUUUUCACGAGGCCUUUGGAGCAUGGGAAGAUGGCGUUGACCCGGGUGUCAAGUUUCGUGACCUCGACGAUGUCUCAGAGCCCAUUAAGCAACGUAUUCGCACAUCCAGAAAGCUAGGAUUGUCGCCCAAUUCCAGUGCGCCUGGGCAUUUGUCAUUGCUCUGGGGUAUGAAUGGCAACACCCCAAACGUUGUUUUUUGGAACCUUCUUCACAUAUACGCAGACCCCAUGCUGUUGAAGGAUAUCCGGGAAGAAAUAAAGCCAUACGCGAAGGUCUCCAGGGCUACCCGUGAGGAAACUGGCUUCCCAUUCCAGGAACCCCCCAAACUUUCUCUUGAUUUGGAAGGUUUGCUCAAAUCCUGUCCCUUACUCAAGGCUAGCCUUUACGAGACUCUGCGUUUGGAUUCAGCCGGAUUUUCAUUUAGACAGCUCACAUCUGAUCUAACCAUUACCGAGUCUGCUGAAGAUGCUGAGCUUGAUGGUCAAGCAAAGCCUCGGACAUACCAACUUCGGAAGGGUGAGAAUGUCGUCAUUCCAUAUGGCGUUCACCACGCCGAUACUCGGUAUUUCUCAAACCCAGGCCAAUAUGAUCCACUGAGGUUUAUUCUCACGGACAAUGAAACCGAGGCAAAAAGAGCAGACACACAGACUAUUAAGCCUUUUGGUGGUGGCAUGUCUGGCUGCAAAGGACAUAUCUUUGCGGAGAGACAGUCUUUGGCCUUGAUUGCUGCAAUCCUUUCUGUGUGGGACAUUCAGCCAUCGCAUGGAAAGGAAUUCAAGACCCCGGGCAAGAAAGCUUCGAGUGGUGCAUUUUUGCCCAAGAAAGACAUCAGGGUGAAUCAAUCGUGCCGUUAA